Molecule: messenger RNA, 1141 nt
Organism: Trichoplusia ni (cabbage looper)
Lineage: Eukaryota; Metazoa; Arthropoda; Insecta; Lepidoptera; Noctuidae
Product: intraflagellar transport protein 22 homolog
Exons: 4
Coding region: 139-684 (181 amino acids)
Biological process (GO): intracellular protein transport
Cellular component (GO): endomembrane system
Molecular function (GO): GTPase activity
Source: RefSeq, a predicted model, not a curated record
GGUUGCCUGGGUAAUGAUAAACAAAACAAAGUCAGUACGGAACAAAACAGGUGUCACACAACUGCAUUUACUGCAUAAACAAUAUCAUAUUCAUGUAUUUACCACACGGUCUAUAAAAAGCAGUGACAGGUUUAUACAAUGCAGCCAAACAAAUUAAAAAUAUUGAUGAUUGGACCUGCUGAGAGUGGUAAGACAAGGAUAGCAAACUACAUAUCUGAAUCAAUAAAUAUAGAGGAAGCAGAAUCUCCUCGACCCACCCAAGGUGUCCGGAUUGUAGAGUUUGAACUGCCCAAUCUUAAUGUGAAUGGAAAAUCAAUUAACAUCGACAUAGAACUUUGGGACUGUAGUGGCGACCACAGAUUUGAAUCAUGCUGGCCAGCACUAAGGGUUGGUGUUCAAGGCGUCAUAUUAGUCUGUUCUCCUAACACUACCCAAGCCGCAGCUAGAGAGAUGGAACUUCUUUAUAAUUAUUUCGUUUCACAACCUAAGUUGUCUGCAAAGCAGUGUGUCCUCUUUUAUAAUUGUACUGAUGAACAAGAGGAAAUGGACGCCUUAAACCUUUCUCCAACAUUUGCAAAAGUUUCUCAAGUUGCAGUCAAUUUAAAAACGGGAGGAAAUCGAUUGAAAAUUGACUUCUCAAGUUACAUAACUUCAGUUCUGCACUCAAUCAAUAAAGAAAGCUAAUCUUUCUUCAUUAUCUUCAAGAAGGCUUUAAUUUCUCUCCAAACAUACUUACGUCAUCCCAGCAAAAGUUGAUAGGUAACUAAAAUACAUCCAUUCAUAGACUGGUGAACAUCUCGUUGCUUCUCUAAAAAUGCAUUACAAAAUCUUUGAAACAUGAAACAUACACCUUCUUGCCUACAUAAAGUGAAACUUAUCGAUUAUACUCAGUAAUUGUAUGUUAGUAAUUGACUCAAAUGCAAAGUAUUGCAAUUCAAUAAAUACGAUUUGACAUUUAGACAAUGAACUGUGUCUAAAGGUGAACAUUAAUUUAUUUGCGUAAGUAAACUACUUCACGCAUAUAUUUAUAAUAAUGUGUACAAAAUUGACGACUACAGAAAAAUUUGAUUCUCCAAAAUGUAUUGAUAUAGGUAAAUAUCUUUGUUUACAAAAUAUAUUAUCUUGUAUGAGGAAAAUAUGA